Juglans microcarpa x Juglans regia is the source of this 1539-nucleotide messenger RNA. Its product is annotated as F-box protein At5g07610-like. NCBI's taxonomy places the organism in Eukaryota, Viridiplantae, Streptophyta, Magnoliopsida, Fagales, Juglandaceae. The transcript has 2 exons. The record is from RefSeq and is a predicted model, not a curated record. Gene Ontology annotation, molecular function: protein binding. The coding region runs from base 231 to 1322 and encodes 363 amino acids.
UAGAAUCCGGCACCCAAACAGUCUCCCUACUGCAACCAAGUCAAGCUGCAGUCAUCUGCCAUUAUUUCCUUUUGGCCUUUCCAUGGUUAAGAGAGAAGCCGGUACUAAGCAAAUCUCUCUCUCUGGGAGGCAGUCUCGAUCAAAAGCUCUCGACGACUAAUGUUUGAGAUGUUGUUGCCGUGUUAGUUGUACAUUUCAAAGAACGAAAAAAGAAAUUAUUCAGAAAUUUAAUGGAUCAAGGAAGGAGACCAAAUGCGGUUGUUGCGAAUGAUAACAGCAAGAUAUACAUGGACCUCAAGAGCAUAAUAAAGGAGCACACGCUCCCUUUUCUUCCUGCCAAAUCCCUUUUCAGGUUCAAGGGGGUUUGCAGGGACUGGAAGCUCCAGAUCUCAACUCCUUUCUUUGCCCACAAUCAAUCAAAUAGUUUCCACAACGUCUCAGGCUUCUUUUGCCAGUCUUGUUCAAACCCACCUACAUUUAUCUCCCUUGAUCCAAAUUCAUAUGGUGUUCCAGACCCAUCUUUGCAAUUUUUGCCUGAACCAGUUGACAUCAGGAGUUCUUCCAAUGGCCUACUGUGUUGCCAGGGUCGCACUGGCGACAAUGCCUAUUACAUCUGCAAUCCUGCCACCAAGCAGUGGAAGAAACUCCCUAAACCCAAUGCUGAUCAUGGGUCUAAUCCUGCCAUUGUACUCAUAUUCGAACCAUCUUUACUCAACUUUGUUGCUGAGUACAAGCUCAUUUGUGCUUUUUCAUCUGCGGAUUUUGACAAUGCAUUGGAAUUCGAGAUUUAUUCCUCUGCAGAAAAUUGUUGGAGAAUUUCUGGUGAGAUAUACUUCGGUGCUACAAAGAUCAAGCCCAACUCUGGCGUCCAUGUGAACGGAAUUAUUUACUGGCUUUCGAAAACUGGUGGGAUUGUUGUCUUUGAUCUCACCAUGGAGCGGUCGCAACGCCUUUAUGGUCACAAGAAUGGCUUUUAUAGUCAUAAUCAUGGCUGCUUGGGAGUUAUGAACGAGAAGCUUGCUUCAGUAAUCAGUUCUUAUAAUCAGACACUAACUGUGAGUGUGCUGUCCAAUUCCUACACAAACACAAUGGCUAUGAACAGCAAAGUCAAGGCUUGGGAUACAAAACUCAGUGUCAAUGUCAGUGAAAGUUCCGAGUACCAGGGACCUGUGCUCUAUGCUUGUGAGGAUGUAAUAGUGAUUCAGAGUGACAGAGGACUUUAUUCAUUUGACAUGAAGACUCGAGAAUUCGGACGCUUAACGAGUGAAGCUGAUCAUGAUAUCAGAGUGGUUGGAUAUAUGAAUAGCCUUGUUGAACUCUAGUUGGGUUUUUUCUGUUCUACCUUCUUAAUUUACAAGUGCUUGGACGCUCUUUCUAUGUCUUUUGCUUUCUAGCCAAGAGAUGACACGCUGGACAGUCAUGUUAGGUGGCAUGAUUAGGAACAUAGUCACGUGGUAGUCAGUGCAAUAAUUUAGAGAUUCUGUGUUUGUAUGUUGGUGUGUAUUGUAUAGUGAGGUAUGCACAUUUUAUUUACUGAAA